Alnus glutinosa is the source of this 558-nucleotide messenger RNA. Its product is annotated as protein TRI1-like. NCBI's taxonomy places the organism in Eukaryota, Viridiplantae, Streptophyta, Magnoliopsida, Fagales, Betulaceae. Gene Ontology annotation, cellular component: nucleus. The coding region runs from base 50 to 391 and encodes 113 amino acids. The transcript has 2 exons. The record is from RefSeq and is a predicted model, not a curated record.
AGCAGCAGCAUCGCGUUGGAGGGCAGUGUUCGGGGGAACGAGGACACUGAUGGCGGCUGCCAAGGCAUUCUCCGCGUCGUCCUCUUCUGCUCCUGCCAAGAGGGCUUCCACAAAGAAGCCAACGUCGAGGUACAAAGGGCCUCCUGGCAUACAGAAGGUGGUUCAGGUCUCUCCUCAACUCGGCAGAUUCCUCGAUGUCUCCUAUUGCUCCCGCACCUUGGCCGUCAAGUGGAUCUGGGUUUACAUCAAGCGCCACGACCUCCAGAACCCUGAAAAUAAGCGGGAAGUCUUUUGUGAUGAGGAGCUGAAAUCCAUUUUCCCUGGGAAAGACAGAGUUGGGUUCCAAGAUAUCACUAGGUUGCUGUCAAGCCAUUUUGUGAAGUCUGGUUGAUAAUAGCUUAAAAGUGCUUAUUUUUUCAAUUAAAAUAAGCAUUAUCAUACAUUAUUGUGAUUUAAUUCUUGCAUUUUAUAUUUAAUUGUGGAAUAUUGUUUAAUUAUUAAUCUUGAGCUUAAAUGAUAUAUUAAGAGCAUUCCUAGUAGCCUCACCAAAUUUUACUC